CUUUCGAUUGCGGUGGGCCUUUGCCGUAAGCAGCGGCCGCCGGCUUAGCUAGCAGCGCUCACUCCUCCUGCAACAUGCUCCUGCGCGCUGUGGUGCAGCGCGCGCGCGGCGCGAGCCUUCGCGCCGCAAGGCCCGUUGCUGUGAGCAAUGCCUCCCGGCAGUUCUCGCUCGCCCUCACCCAGAAACCGCAGCAGCCGGCGCUCGGCCGGUUCGCGCGGUUGCUGAGCGUGGAAGACGUCCCCGUGCCGAGCAUGGGCGACUCCAUCACGGAGGGUACCGUCGUCGAGUGGACGGCGCAGGUCGGCGACGGCGUGGCCGUCGACGACGUCGUGGUCGUCAUCGAGACGGACAAGGUGAGCGUCGAGGUGCGGACGCCGGUGGGCGGCGCGAUCACGGAGCACCUCGCGGAGGUGGAUGCUGUGGUCGAGGUCGGCCAGCCGCUCUUCAAGGUCGACACGGCCGCCGAGGGCGCCGCCAAGGCCGCGCCGGCGCCGGCGCCCGUCGCCGCGGCGCCCGAGGAGGCCACGCCGGCGCCGGCGGCGCCGGCGCCCGCCCCGACGCCGGCGCCGGCCCCGGCGCCGACGCCCGCCGCGCCGGCGCCGGCGCCCCCCGCCGCGGGCGAGGCCUCGCGCGCGGAGACGCGCGUCAAGAUGAACCGCAUGCGUUUGCGCAUCGCCGAGCGCCUCAAGGAGGCCCAGAACACGGCGGCCUGCCUCACGACCUUCCAGGAGUGCGACAUGGGCGCGUUGAUGGAGCUCCGGAAGACGCACAAGGACGAGUUCGAGCAGGUGCAUGGGGUGAAGCUCGGGUUUAUGUCGGCCUUCGUCAAGGCCUCGACGGCGGCUUUAUUGGAGACGCCGGCGGUGAACGCCUAUAUCGACGAUGCGGCGAAGGAGAUUGUCUAUAGAGACUACUGCGACGUGAGUGUGGCGGUCGCGUCGCCCGCGGGGCUCGUGGUGCCCGUUUUGAGGAACACGGAGCAGAUGUCCUUCGCUGAUGUUGAAAAAUCAAUUCAAGCCUACGCCAUGAAGGCCAGAGACGGUUCUUUAUCGCUGGAGGAGAUGUCGGGCGGGACGUUCACGAUUUCCAACGGGGGCGUGUUUGGUUCUUUGAUGGGCACGCCCAUCCUCAACCCGCCGCAGUCGGCCAUCCUGGGCAUGCACGCGACGAAGAUGCGCGCCGUGGUCAAGGACGGUGAAGUGCAAGCGCGGCCGAUGAUGUACCUCGCGCUCACGUACGACCACCGCAUGAUCGACGGCCGCGAGGCGGUCACGUUCCUCAAGUCCGUGGCGACCAAGAUCGAGGACCCGGGGCGCUUCCUGCUCGGGCUCUAG
Molecule: messenger RNA, 1334 nt
Organism: Pelagomonas calceolata
Lineage: Eukaryota; Pelagophyceae; Pelagomonadales; Pelagomonadaceae
Source: the annotation of a GenBank genome assembly